CUCCCUGGCUCUGUCCGGGGCACCGGGGCCGCUUCUCCGGCCGCAUCUGCACCCCUUUCCGCCGGCGAGAUCCGCGCUGUCCCUCCUCCGACCGCGGGGAGCCCGGCGGAAAGAAAGAAGGCGAGAACCUCGGACUGAAGGACCAUGAGGGCUGCCGGGAAGGCUUUCAAGAAGAAGAGCAAAGGGGCUUUUUAGAAGUGAUUGGACGCUGCAGCCGCAAGGCUGGGGCCAGAGGGCUGGCAGUGGAAAACUCUUUUGGGCUGGGAUAUCUCAUCCAACAGUUCCUGGUGCCUUUUUGCCAACUGCAAGAAAAGCCAGGAGAACAAGAAGACAAUGUCAAUAGCGCUGAAGCAGGUUUUUAAUAAGGACAAGACCUUUCGGCCCAAGCGCAAAUUUGAACCCGGCACCCAGAGGUUUGAGCUCCACAAGCGAGCGCAGGCCUCACUGAACUCGGGUGUGGACCUGAAGGCUGCAGUACAGCUGCCUAAUGGGGAAGACCAGAAUGACUGGGUGGCAGUUCACGUGGUGGAUUUCUUCAACCGGAUCAACCUAAUCUAUGGGACCAUCUGUGAGUUCUGCACUGAGAGGACCUGCCCUGUCAUGUCUGGGGGCCCCAAAUAUGAGUACCGGUGGCAGGAUGACCUCAAGUACAAGAAGCCUACUGCAUUGCCAGCACCCCAGUACAUGAACCUGCUCAUGGACUGGAUUGAGGUGCAGAUCAACAAUGAGGACAUAUUCCCUACCAGCGUGGGUGUUCCCUUUCCAAAGAACUUCCUUCAGAUCUGUAAGAAGAUCCUGUGCCGACUCUUUCGGGUGUUCGUGCACGUCUACAUACAUCACUUUGAUCGCGUCAUCGUGAUGGGAGCUGAGGCCCAUGUCAACACCUGCUACAAACACUUCUAUUACUUUGUGACAGAGAUGAACCUCAUAGAUCGCAAGGAACUGGAGCCUUUGAAAGAAAUGACUACCAAGAUGUGUCACUAACGAGCCAUCUGCGGGAAGGAAGAGGAAUGCAGUUUCCUCCAUGGGGACAAGCGAAAACAUGAAGAAGUCUUUCCAGGCUGAAAUAGUUCAAUUCCCAGGAUCAGGAAAGUUAGGCACCGAAGAUUAUUUUCCAGCAACAUUUCCCAACCUCCAAGUGUGCUCUUAACCCUCAAAAUGCUGCUAGCAACAUCCUAUUGACCAUUUGGAUUAUACAGCAUAUAAAUAUAUAUAUAGCAUAUACAGGGGGAGGGGGGAUCUUAACUCUUUUCUGGUUCAAGAAUUAUUUUAGGAGGCAACCAUGCCUUUCCAAGCAGUUCCAACUGUAGUGUUUUCUUGCUGUUUCAGCUUUCCUGAAAUUCAGGUUUUGAGGCUGAGAUGCAUAUUUGUAUGUUUUUCACUGAACCUGUGUUAUCAGCUGGCCUAGUUUCUGCAUUUCACUUUCCAAGUACAAUGUAAAUUUAAGAAGUCUAGAUGCUAAACUAAGUGUUUUGUAAAAUGUCUUUCUUCCAAAUCCUUCAAAUUACCUACUCUCUACACUGGUCCUGUUGUUUAGUCGUCUGAAAUGCCGAAGAGCAUUGAUAUCCAUGUAAACCCAGCAAACAGCCUCAUCACAGCAUUCCCCCAUGUGCAUCUGAUGAGGCAGGCCUCCACUUGAUCAGUUAAUCUCAACUCCAAACAGUGGCUUCAAAUCAAAUUAAGUAGAUUAGACCAUCUCCCAGGAUAAUGAGUGGAUGCCCAGUUAUUCUGGUGAAUAGGUUAAUUUUUCUUUCCUUCUCCUCUUUCUCUAUUUCCCAGGUGGCUUUUACCUUGGGCAAAAUCUGUAAAUUGAGGAGGAUGAGGAGUGAGCAUCAGACCAGAACUAUUAAAGGUAGUCUGAUAAGGCAAAUGUUGCUAAUAACUCAUCAUUUUUGAAGCUUUGGAGAUGUCUGCCCAUCCUUUCUCAUCAUCUUUCCUCCGUACUAUAUUGAACAAGGGAAAAUUAGGCCCUGGUCUUGAAGUACAGCACCUAAACCUGACCUUGGACGCAUAGAUUGGGUCUGCAUGAAGGUCCAUCUCCCUCCUAGGAAAUGUCAUUUCCAGUUGGAACAGUUUAUUCUGGCCAUUUCCAGCACUGGAUUCGAUCCCAUGCCUGGUGGUGGAAAUAGGAGAACUCACGAUUCCAACUUUAAAUAAUGGCCCAGAGAGGCACUGCUGUCUGCUUAACUCCUCAUAUGGAGCUGCAACCAUGGUGGAGCUAAUUCUUCUCCCAUCUUUCCAUUUCAGUUGAAGGUCAGAAUUAGUGUGCUUUGUAGAAGUGUCAACUGAGACCAACCCCUUUUUUACUGAGGGAAAGGAGUGACUUUAAUAAGGCUCUUGUUUCGGGAAGGGGAUAUUAGCAUGUGUUUUCUUCAUGAUGAUUUGAACUUCACGAGGUCAAUGUAAUGAGAAUUUUUUAUGCAACAUUACUGAAGGGUAACAAAAAAAUAGCUCCAGAGUUUCACUUUGGUAUGCCCAAAUGCCUUGCUUCUUUCAUUCUGUGGAGAAUGAGAUGCCAUGGCCAAACAGACUAAGGGCUGGAUUUAUGAACUCUAUGGUAUUCGGUGUUAAAUUAGCAAAGUAGACUGACCAUGUAUUUUAGAGGGUGAUAUGACUUGCAUAUCUCUGAAGCUUUUAACUAGAAUGUAACAUUGAAAACCACAAUAUUUUACAUUCGAAAUUAACUCUCACCUUGCAUUCCACUAACACCAUUUGUUGUGCAGUUUGGACAUACUGUAGUGAGAGUUUGAAAUCUGAAGGCUUUUAUCAUCAAAUAUUUUAAAUACUGUUUUUUCAAGUACUAAUUAUGCAUGUGGUAUUUUCAAUGAGUUGAUAAAACUCUGCUUUUUUUCCUGUUAGUACAGUUUCCUCCUGUUGCUACUCCCUGAUUGCACUCCCUUAGUGUUUGUCUUUGUAAAUGUCUCAUUUUUUUUUAUUAUUUUAAGGUGUAAUGAGAGAGCCUAAUUUCUAAAAUACUUGGCCAGCAAAUUCCAAAAGAUCUCAUUGUCACUUCUCUUUGGCCUGACUGCUUCCCCAUGCAUAGCUCUUAUUUGCAGGGAAGGACUUGACUGAUGAUCCCCGGAUUUCUCUGACUUUUGACCCAGUACUGACCGUUCAGUGUUAAAAUAGAAUUUCCAUGGCUGCCAUGGGUGGGGAAAAAAAAGAUGGCAUGGCUCACACCCUUGCUCCCAUCUUCCCUCUUUCACGACCUUCAGUGAUGAUAGUGAUUGAAGGGUGGCAUAUUGCCACGGAUUUAUGAGUCUGAAAUACUAAGGCUGGGAUUAGAGAAGAAAGGAUGCAGAUGAGGAGGUUAGAGCAGUAAACUGGUGAGUUUCUAAUUGAUCAUUAAAUUUUAGAAAAUCUUCCCUGGACUCUGAGUACAUUGAAUGAUCUUCUCCUCCUUGUUUAUCUAAGACCUACUUUAAUCCCCAUUCUCUAGUGUAUAUGACAAGGGAACUAGGUGCCACUUCAAGAGACGUAGAUUCAUCACGUCCUUCUUAACUGAUGAACAGGGAAGAAGAUAGAUGAAUCUGUUUGGUUUGGGAAUGUGUGUGCUCCCAUGUUUAAGGUGGCUUGUGGCUAGCAAUAAGAGUGUGAGUCCUGCUUCCCUUACUUUUUUUCCCUACAUUCAGGUCCUAUGAUUUUGGGAAUAGUUUUUGCUAUUGUCUUCUGCUUCUUGCAGUGGUACCUUUGGCUUAGUGCACUUUUAAUCCUGAAGAAAGGGAAUCAGAAUCUCUUAGAAAGGACUGUGGCAGCAUAUCUAGUCAGUCCCUCUCUUUUUAGGCAGAACUCCUCUUAGGGCUUUCAGAAAAAUGAGAAUUUAGCCUGUUAUUAAAGAAUACCAGAGAAAUAGAGUCCCAAACUUUCCCAGAAACCCAUUCUUCUGUUAAAACAACUCACCGUUGGGUUGGGAGAUUCUUCUUCGUAUCUGAACCAAAUCCCUCUUGCUUUGAGUUAAGGCCAUUUCCUCUUGUUCUGACUUCAGUGGCGAUAAAGCCCAGCUAUCUAUUUCUUUUUGCCAAACUUGGACGUAGCUAGUCCUUUCCAAUCUGCUGGUCUGUUUGUUUUUUCCUCCUCUGCUAUAUUACCCUGAAAUGGUCCUUUAUUCAUCUUGUUCAUUCCUCCAAAUUGUCAAUGGCACCUUGAACUCUGAUCCCGUUUUCUAACAUUGCCUACCACUAUUCCCAAGUUCGGUAUCAUUUACAGGCUUAAUUGAACAUGCUCCCUAUUUCAGCAUUCAUUUCAUUGAUAAAACUCUGAACAACUCUGGGCUAAGACUGACCCCUAGUGAACACCACUUAGUUAUGAUUCUCGAAGUUUAAGUGGAUCUUUUAAUAACUACACUCCAUCCAGCUCUGCACUCCCCAGUAUUUGUGAGGCUUGGAUCCUCCACAACGGUAUUUUCCCAGUUUACUGAUAGGAACAUCUUGCAGAGCAGAGUCAAAAGCCUUUUUUAACUCAAGAUAAAUGGCAUCUGUUCAUUCUCCUUGAUCUUUCAGACCUGUUACUUGGUCAAAGAAGGAAUUGAGAGUAGUCUGACAGGUUUUCUUUUCAACUCCCAAGAUACCCCUGAGAAAGGAGUUGAAAAGACAUUUUUUGACUGAUCCUGUUCGUCAUGGAACAUCCUGAAUGGUUUGGGAGACUUUUAAGACCAGGUACCUAAGAUCAGACUCAAACUGAAUCCUUUCCCUUCUCCCUCAAAAAACUGACAAAGAUUGAAGAUUUGUUUUUAAUUUGCUUAUAAGCCUUCUAAUGGGUUGGCAUAUGUAGCUCUACACAUUACUGAAUGAAAUGACAGUAGGUGGUUGAAAUAGGUACUCGGAAGGAAAUAGGGAAAUGCUAGAGAGUGGUCAGUGGUGUAAGGAAAUAUUUAAGCAACAAGUAGAUCAAUUUCUCCCAAUCAGUAGCCAGAACAGAGGAAUCAAAAAUGGUCUGAAGCAUUAGUGAUAACAUUUUGUUGUUUAUCUAAUCUCAUUGUGAUAUUUUUGCCCUUUUAGAGAAAAUCAACACUAUUCAGCAAUUGGCCAGAGUAGAUUUUUGAACUUGUAAAUUUUUUUCUCAUGCCCUUAAAAUUGAUUUACUAAAAUUUUGUAAUAGAAUAUUCCUCUCUGAAUAAGUUGAUUCUAAGAUGUUUUUAUUGGGUAGGUAAAGAAUUUUGUAAUUUUUAAAGGAAGAUGCAUAUUUCUAACCAAGCAAAUACAUUUUGACCAGCUUUUAAUCUCCAAACUUCAAUGUCAUCUGGUAUUAUUUUAGCAAUAUCAGAGAAAAUGGUUUUUUUGAAUAGUUCUAUUUGUGAUUAAAUGAAGAGUUUGAAUGUAAGAAUACAGAUAAGCACCUAUAUAUCAAAUUUGAAAAGCAGGUUAAAAUGGAAGGAUACUUAUAAGAAAAAGCUUUAGUUUGUAAGCCUAAGGAAUUCAAACAUCAUAAAUAAAAGAUAUAUAACUCUGUGUAGGUUUUGAGCUGUCUGUCUUUUUCAUGUUCAAUUUAUCCCAUAAGAAAUAUGAAUGUUACUUGGUUUUUCAGCCUGACGUUACGCAGGCAGAGGAGAAGAAUUAAUGGGUAAAAUAAAAUAAGAAUUCCAUUGAAGGGAAUUCAAGACUUUUUAAAAAAUAUUCAAACCCAGAGUUUUACAGCUUAGCAGGAUAUUUUUUUCCAAACAAUUAUUUAGUUUAGUGCUAGGCACAGAGGAUGUUCACCAAAUAAGAACUGAUUAUAUCGAAUUUAUACUAUUUUCUGGUAUUGGGAACUAGUUUAGGCAUUAGCCAGGGUUUUCUAAAUGAAGAUCCUUUUAUCCAACUUGUCCUUGUUUGCUCUUCUGUGAAUGUAAAUUGAGGACACACUAGUUUCGUAUACAGGAAGUCUUCUUCUUUUGACCACCUGAGUUAUGACAAACCACACUUCCGCUAUGUCUGAAUUUACACUCUGUUUCAGGUUUGCGACAUUGGAUCCAACCGAACACCACCAGGCUCAUAAGGUAAGUAUUACGUCACCCCACCCCUCCUUGCAGUUUCUUCUUCACCCAGAGCCCUCCCUCUGCUCACGGUUGCCCUCCAUGGCCCCCACUCUCUGAGGCCACAAAAUUGGGAAUUGGUGACCAGCUGGAAAGAGGGGCUAGCAGCGGUGGUGAGACUCCUUCCUCUCCCUCCCUUCUUAAUCUCCCCCGCACCAACCCUGUAAGGCUGGGAAUCAGUUCUGGGCCUAGCUCCACCCACCCUUCCUGGCAGCAGGAACCACUAUGUGGGUGCCACGCAUGAAGCCUCAUCACCAUCCUCCCUCUCAGCUGGCCCCUCCAUAGCCUGGCCCCAGCCUCCUGGCUUUGCAGGACUGAAAGUAGGUGCAGAGAGGGGAGGAAGGGGUCGAAGGGGGAAAGCGGAGCUGCUGUCGGCUAUCACCGCCUCGGGAUACCGCUCCAGCCUGAGGAGAUCCGCCCAAGUGUCAGGGGCUCUAGGGAUGCGGACAAUAUCUGCUGCAGCAGCGGCAUCUCAGGGCUCCUGUGCGGCCCUGUAUUCACUUCAUCCCAGCCUGGCCCGUGACCUCCAACCAACAGACCUCCGGUGGAAACUGCAGACCCUGAAUGGAACUGCUUGUUGUAGUGACACCACGGUGUCACCCUGCAGCAAGCUGCAGCCAUUGUUAGGCCCCUUUCUGUCUCCUCAUAUCCCUCCACAUCUGGCACCUUGCCACUUCUCUGGACUUUCUCCAACUUUCUCUUUUGGCCCCGGGUGGCAGAGCUGACUUUACUCGGUAAGCGAGGUGAGCGGUCGCCUCAGGGCAGCAUGUAGUGAUCAAUAGUAUUGAUUUUGCAGUUACU
This is a messenger RNA of Tachyglossus aculeatus (Australian echidna), 6811 nucleotides long. RefSeq names its product MOB kinase activator 3B (gene MOB3B). The record is from RefSeq and is a predicted model, not a curated record. The transcript has 4 exons. Gene Ontology annotation, molecular function: protein kinase activator activity. Gene Ontology annotation, biological process: signal transduction; positive regulation of protein phosphorylation. Bases 334 to 984 code for a protein of 216 amino acids. NCBI's taxonomy places the organism in Eukaryota, Metazoa, Chordata, Mammalia, Monotremata, Tachyglossidae. Gene Ontology annotation, cellular component: cytoplasm; nucleus.